Molecule: messenger RNA, 987 nt
Organism: Sebastes umbrosus (honeycomb rockfish)
Lineage: Eukaryota; Metazoa; Chordata; Actinopteri; Perciformes; Sebastidae
Gene: six7
Product: SIX homeobox 7
Exons: 3
Coding region: 195-974 (259 amino acids)
Biological process (GO): eye development; regulation of transcription by RNA polymerase II
Cellular component (GO): transcription regulator complex; nucleus
Molecular function (GO): DNA-binding transcription factor activity, RNA polymerase II-specific; RNA polymerase II cis-regulatory region sequence-specific DNA binding
Source: RefSeq, a predicted model, not a curated record
CUGAAACAUUUGCCCAAAUACCAGGAAAAGACUCAGCUACAUAAGAGAGGCAGCACAUAGAUGCCGCAAGUGUCAGUAAUCUUGCCAAUCUUGCCAAUUACGCACGGAGCGUUACGCACGGUUGGAUACAUCCAUUCCAUGCGCCUUUGUGAGAGCAUUUCACAGCUUCUUCGGUGACAAGCAACUAGCCCGAGAUGUUCCCACUGCCGAUGUUCACACCGGACCAAGUCGCCCGGGUGUGCGAGAACCUGGAGGAGACCGGGGACAUCGAGCGCCUCGGGAGGUUCCUCUGGUCCCUGCCCGCCGCCGUGCCUGGCUCCGCUGGGGAAGCGCUGAACCGACACGAGUCCGUGAUGCGAGCGAGAGCGCUGGUCGCCUUCCACGGGGGGAACUUCGAGGGUCUCUACCAGAUCCUCCAGAGCCACCGGUUUACACGCGAGUCGCACGCCAAGCUCCAAGACCUGUGGCUGGACGCGCACUACCGAGAGGCGGAGAGGCUCCGGGGUCGGCCGCUGGGCCCCGUGGAGAAGUACCGGAUCCGCAAGAAGUUCCCCCUGCCACGCACCAUCUGGGACGGAGAACAGAAGACGCACUGCUUUAAGGAAAGAACUCGCAGUUUGUUGAGAGAGUGGUACCUCCAAGACCCGUAUCCCAACCCGUCCAGGAAACGCCACUUGGCCCAGGCCACGGGACUCACACCCACGCAGGUCGGCAACUGGUUCAAGAACCGCCGCCAAAGAGACCGCGCUGCAUCCGCAAAGAACAGAAUGCAGCAGGAUCCGUCCCUGAUGCCCUCUGGGAGCUCACCCGACGGCUCCCUUCAGGACCGCCGCCAUCACCCCCACAUGUUGCCUCCCUCCCCUCGCCACCUGGGCAGCCCGGAGGCCAGCGACUGUAGCACGGACGAGCGCAGAGGAACAGGAGCGUCCACCCCAGAGAUCUCCGUCAGCAGCGACAGCGAGUUUGAGUCUUGAGAUGAUCACGACU